Molecule: messenger RNA, 1296 nt
Organism: Mucor mucedo
Lineage: Eukaryota; Fungi; Mucoromycota; Mucoromycetes; Mucorales; Mucoraceae
Product: serine/threonine-protein phosphatase PP1
Exons: 3
Coding region: 226-1200 (324 amino acids)
Cellular component (GO): cytoplasm; nucleus
Molecular function (GO): protein serine/threonine phosphatase activity
Source: RefSeq, a predicted model, not a curated record
AAAAACGAGAUUGAAAUAUAAUCGGAACCAACAGGUUGGGAUUUCGAUUUCCUUGCAAGUUGUUGAACAAGAUGGAUAGUCAUCAAGACAGAUUAGAUAAAUGAAGCAGUUUGGUCAGCAACGUAGACUCGACAUUUUCCAAAAACGCGCUUUUUCUUUUUUUUUUUUUAGAGCAAGGGGGCAGUAAGACACAGUGUUUAAUUUAUUAAUUAUUUGAAUAGAGUUAUGGCUGAUAAUACCGAAGUUAAUGUGGAUUCAAUUAUUGAACGUUUGUUAGAAGUCAGAGGAAAUCGUCCUGGUAAGCAGGUUCAGUUGGGUGAACAUGAAAUUCGAUACCUUUGUUUACAUGCUCGUGAGAUCUUUAUGAGCCAACCUAUCCUUUUGGACUUGGAAGCGCCUAUUAAGAUUUGUGGUGAUAUUCAUGGUCAAUACUAUGAUUUGUUAAGAUUGUUUGAAUACGGUGGAUUUCCUCCCGAGUCGAAUUAUUUGUUCAUGGGUGAUUAUGUUGAUAGAGGAAAGCAAUCAUUAGAAACGAUCUGUUUAUUAUUAGCUUACAAGAUCAAGUAUCCCGAAAAUUUCUUUAUUCUCCGUGGUAACCAUGAAUGUGCCAGUAUUAACCGUAUUUAUGGUUUCUAUGACGAAUGUAAGAGAAGAUACAACAUCAAAUUAUGGAAGACUUUCACAGAUUGUUUCAACUGUUUACCUAUUGCUGCUUUGGUUGACGAAAAGAUCUUUUGUAUGCAUGGUGGUCUUUCUCCUGAUCUCCAAAGCUUUGAACAAAUCCGCAGAGUUAUGAGACCUACUGAUGUACCUGACACUGGUCUUCUCUGUGAUCUCUUAUGGUCUGAUCCAGAUAAAGAUAUCAACGGCUGGAGUGAAAAUGAUCGUGGUGUCUCAUUUACAUUUGGCCCUGAUAUUGUAUCCAGAUUCUUACAAAAGCAUGAUAUCGAUCUUAUCUGUAGAGCGCAUCAAGUUGUUGAAGAUGGUUAUGAAUUCUUUUCAAAGCGUCAAUUAGUCACUAUUUUCUCUGCUCCUAAUUACUGUGGUGAAUUCGAUAAUGCUGGUGCCAUGAUGAGUGUCGAUGAUUCUUUAAUGUGCUCAUUCCAGAUUCUUAAACCCGCAGAAAAAAGAGCAAAAUACGGUAGUUAUGCUGGCAACAAAAACGCACCAAGAGGAAAGAAGAAGAAUGGUUCUUCAUAAUUCCCUUCUUUUUUUUUAUUACAUAUUUUACACCCCCUCUCUCUAUCACUCGUCUUUAUUAAAGAACAAAAAAAAACAUACAAUCAAUCAUUGUUG